CUCCCCCUCCCCCUCCAUUUGGAGCAGCCCCCCUCAAUGCGGAAAUGUCCCCGCCGCGCAGACAGACAGGAACAACCGCCAGUCAGGAGCCGAGGCGGAUGCAGGGCCUAGCCAAUGAGACGCGCGGAGGUGGCAGGAGGCGGGGCGUCUGAGGCUGAGGGGACACCCCCCUCCCCCCCCACCGGGAGGUGGGCGCAAACAGGACCCUGGGAUCCGCUUGUAAAAGCAGCACCUGCUGCGGCGGGGCAAGGGGUGUUUCACCAGUAAAACUCCCCGGCUUCUACGGAUACUUUAGCAAGGGCGAGAACCUGAAGUACGAGUGGUUAUUUUUGCAGUCCAUAAAAAUGUUCCGGUUUACGAGGGAUUGAAGAUAGCUAAACAGCGGAUAGAGCCAGAACGCUCCACGGCUACUACCUGAGAGAGCCUUUCUCAGUAGAUACAAACUCUCCUCCCUACAUCUGGUCUGGGGAGGGUGAAGGUGCGUUCAGGAGUAAGCAGUGGGAAGUGUGGAGUCCACCAACAGAAGGAGGGAUUUAGGGUGUGGGAAAAAAGUGCCAGGUGAAGGCUCUGCCACCAGAACCAGCACGGCCAGUCCCUAUUCCUGUAGAGAGUUAUGCUGUGAUAGACAUUUACUUUAAUGACCAAAGUGGCAAUGGCUUGCUACCCCUCGAGAUGCUUACCUUUACUAUUCUUGAAGUCCACAAGGAAAGAGGAUGUUGCAAGAACCUUGGCAGUGGCGUGUGAACUGCGAGAGGGCCAGCCCAGCGCCCGCUAAAUCACACCUGAUAUUGCCAACACCUGUAAAACUCAGUGGGUGUAUCUCAGACUUCACUUUGUGACUCAGUCAAACUAUGUCAGGACAGAUGAAUUGUCAGCACUCUCUUAGAGGCCUGCAAUAAACCAAGUAAUUCUAGAAGAGUUUGAGGCUUUGGACAACCCUAAUCAACCAAGGACACGAGGACGGCAGCAGUGUUGGCACCAGGACCCUCAACACUUCUGAUGCCCUGAAAGUUGGACCCCUUGCACAUGUCAGCAGCUGCAACAAUGGUGGUGGUACCUUUGGUGGGCAGUGAUGACACGGCUUGGAGGACUGGCAGCAGCUAGCUGCUUGUAUCAGGGAGAGCACAGCCCUCUGAACUUCUGAGAAUUCUCUGAAGAAUUGAAGUGCACAUAGUCAUUGGCAGUGGAGUUUGUGUUAGCUGACUCACCUCUGUGCCUAGACAGACAACACCAAAAUACACACCGAACAACAGUAAGCACCAUCUGCAUAAAAUAUCAGAGAAAGAAAUGUUAAAUCAGCCCCCAAAUCCAGGUCCUCAUUCCCACUUUCGUGUCAAUGAAGAGAACAGAAAUAAGAUAAGCCAGAGAAAUAAGGACGGAGAUUUCUUCUGCCUUCAGAUGUCUUUCUGCUUGACUGAACUGCACCUGUGGUCUUUGAAGAAUACCUUACACAUUGGGGAUAGAGACAUAGGGAUCUACCAGUAUUAUGACAAGAAAGACCCAGCAGUAUCAGUGACAGAGCAUGGUGACUUAGAAGAAAAGCACAAGCUGGCAGAAUCACGAGAUUAUCCAUGGACACUCAAAAAUAGACGCCCAGAAAAACUUCGAGACUCACUCAAGGAGUUGGAGGAGCUGAUGCAAAGCAGUCACUGUGUGCUGAGCAAAUGGAAGAACAAAUAUGUCUGUCAGCUCCUCUUUGGUUCAGGUGUGCUGGUGUCCCUAAGCCUCUCUGGGCCUCAGCUGGAGAAAGUAGUGAUUGACAGAAGCCUGGUGGGGAAGCUCAUCUCAGACUCCAUCAGUGAUGCUCUUCUUACAGACAACUUUAUCAUCUUAUCAUUUUUGGCACAAAACAAACUAUGUUUUAUUCAGUUUACCAAGAAGAUGGGUUCUCCUGAUGUAAACAAAAGACUGGAAAAACUCUCAGCCUUGGAUUAUAAGAUUUCCUAUUCUGAGAUACCGGGCCCAGUAAACAGGACAGCAGACCGUCAUCUAGCCAUCAAUUGUGUUCAAGAUACAGUUGUUUGCUGGUGGCCGCUGGUCAGUGAUGAUGCCUGGCCUUGGGCCCCCAUUUCUCCUGAGAAGGACAGAGCCAAUCUGCUGCUCCUAGGUUAUGCUCAAGGAAGACUGGAGGUUCUGAGCUGUGUCCGCACAGAAUGGGAUCCGCUGGAUGUUCGCUUUGGCAAUAAACAGCCUUAUCAGGUGUUGACAGUGGAGCACUCCAUCAGUGUAGACAAAGAGCCCAUGGCUGACAGCUGCAUCUAUGAAUGUGUUCGGAAUAAAAUCCAGUGUGUGUCAAUAACCAGAAUACCACUAAGAUCGAAGGCCAUUAGCUGCUGCAGGAAUGUUACUGAAGACAAACUGAUUCUGGGCUGUGAAGAUUCUUCAGUAAUUCUUUAUGAAGCUCACCGUAGAGUAACUCUCUUAGCCCAGGCUAAACUUUUGCCUUCAUUAAUAAGCUGCCACCCAAGUGGCGCCAUUCUACUAGUUGGCAGCAACCAAGGGGAGCUGCAAAUUUUUGAUAUGGCUCUAUCCCCUAUUAACAUCCAGCUCUUGGCUGAAGACCGCUCACCCAGGGAGACUCUGCAGUUCAAUAAAUUCUUUGACAUUUCCAGCAGUCUUGUUCAAAUGCAGUGGAUAGCUCCUCAGGUGGUUUCUCAGAAGCCUAAAAGUGGGGACAUCUAUGAUCUCCUCUUCCUCAGGUUUGACAGAGGACCUUUGGGUGCACUUUUGUUUAAACUUGGUAUCUUCACACAAGGACAGCUGGGCCUGAUAGACAUCAUAUUCCAAUACAUUCACUGUGAUGAGAUAUAUGAGGCGAUAAAUAUCCUGAGCAGUAUGAACUGGGACACUCUGGGCCACCAGUGCUUUAUCAGCAUGAGUGCCAUUGUAAACCAUCUUCUUAGACAAAAGCUCACUCCAGAGAGAGAAGCACAGCUUGAGGCAAGCCUUGGAACCUUCUAUGCUCCAACAAGACCACUUCUGGAUACAACUAUAUUGGAAUACAGAGAUGAAAUCAGCAAAUAUGCAAGAAGAUUCUUCCAUCACUUGCUCAGGUACCAGAGAUUUGAAAAGGCAUUUCUGUUAGCUGUUGACAUUGGUGCUCGUGACCUGUUUAUGGACAUCCAUUACUUUGCACUAGAUAAGGGUGAAUUGGCACUGGCUGAAGUGGCAAGAAAAAGAGCUAGUGACAUUGAUGCAGAAUCAAUAACCUCUGGAGUUGAACUCCUGGGGCCUUUGGACAGAGGAGAUACGCUAAAUGAAGCUUUUGUUGGCCUAUCUUUAGCUCCUCAAGGAGAAGACACAUUUCCAGAUGACCUCCCUCCCUUUUGUUCAGUCCAUAAACAUAUUCAACAAAGAACACGGAAUGUCUCUUCUAACAGAGAGAGACAGAGCAUGAACAGGGGAGGAGCAGAGAGAGAGGAAGACACAGAAUCUGAAACAUGCUCCAGGCUCUGAGCUGUCAGCACAGAGCCCGACAUGGGGUUCGAACUCACGGACCGUGAGAUCAUGACCUGAGCCCAAGUCGGACGAUCAACCGACCAAGCCACCCAGGCGCCCCUGAAUUUUGAUCUUUUCGUGAGUUAGUGAUACGUGGUACUGUGUGUGAUGCUGGGCAGUGGCAGCCAGCCACAGCUCCCAGUUAGCCACAUGAUUAAGAGGGUAAUCAAUUGACACAUUUAUCACCAUUUUGUACCCAUACAGCCAUUAUUCAGUAUUCAACAAAUUACAUGAGAUAUUCAACACUUUAUUAUAAAAUAGGCUUUGUGUUAGAUCAUCUUGCCCAACUGUAGGCUAAUAUAAGUAUUCUGAACAUGUUUAAGGUAGGCUAGGCUAAGCUAUGAUAUUUGGUAGGUUAGGUGUAUUAAAUCCAACAUCCACUUAAGGUAUUUUCAACUUACAAUGGGUUUAUCAGGAUGUAACCCCAUCAAAAGUUGAGGAAGAUCUGUAUAAAGUUCCCCAUCAACCUUUCUCCUAAUGUUUUGGAAUUUACUCAUGAAAGCUGCCCAGAUGACUGUUUAAUUAGGAGUAGUGAAAUGGUGAUUUUUUUUUUAACACUGGCAUUCCUUCUGCAGUUAUAAGCUGGAAUUCUUCUAUACAGGGAAAAAAAAAAAAGAUUCCUUACUAGUUAUUUGAUUACCCUGAAAGGCUAAGUAAAUGCUUGAUAAUUCCCUAUAUUUACCAGUUUCCAGAGCCAUAGUAAAUUAAGCCAUCAACCUGCAAUGGGGACCACUAAUUUGGCAAGGGUGGGAGGGGGGAAAGGUCAAGUGCAUUUUUAAAUGGUGUUUAAUGUGUUAGAGUCCAUUGUGGUUGUGAAAAGUUCAGAAAUAACAGUAAAACCAAUGAAUCACCAAAGUAGUAAAUAGUAAGUUUACUGUGCACACACCAGAAACAAAGUUUCAAACCAAAGGCAGUAAAACCAAAACAUCAGGGGUAUAUUAUUAUAGAGCAGCUUAUAUAGUAAGAAAGCGGUGACACUUUAUUCUUCACAGUGAUUAGUUAUAAUAUUAAAAUUUUCUUAAAUGCUAGGAAAUUGGUGAGUGGUUACUUUACGCCAACCCUGGGAAACAGUUCAAGUUUUAGGAUCUCCACAGGCAAAAGCAAGAAAUGACCCAGGUCAAGUUAGUCUUAUAAAAUAAGCUAAAUUAAGCUUUUUUGAUAUGGUGAGACUGAUUUUGUCUGUUGAGGGAAUUUUCUUUUUUUUUUUUUUAAUGUUUAUUUAUUUUUAAGAGAGAGAGAGAGGAAGAGGGAGAGAGAGAGGGAGAGGGGAGAGAAUGAGCAGGGGAGAGGCAGAGAGAGAGGAAGAAACAGAAUCCAAAGCAGGCUCCAUGCACUGAGCUGUCAAGCCCAGAGCUCGACAUAGGACUCGAACUCACGAACCGUGAGAUCAUGACCUGAGCCAAAGUCAGACACUUAAACGACUGAGCCACCCAAGGGCCCCUCUUUUUUUUUUUUUAAUGUUUAUUUAUUUUUGGGGAGAGGGAAAGAGCGUGAGCUGGGGAUGGGCAGAGAGAGGUAGACACAGAACCUGAAGCAGGGUCCAAGAUCUGAGCUAUCAGCACAGAGCCCUACAUGGGGCUCAGACUCACAAACCGUGAGAUCAUGACCUAAGCUGAAGUCAGAUGCUCAAUAGACUGAGCCACCCAGGCAUCCCAAUUGAGAGAAUUUUCAAGACUGGUCUCCAUUUGUUUUGUAUUUUAAUAUGGUAAAUAUUCUUUUUGAUGGUCAGGUUUUAUGCAUCCAAUUAAGUUUUUCAGAAAGUAAUCUUGGCAACUGUAUCAAAAGCUUUUAAAUAUCAUGACUUAAAAUUUCAUUUUUUGUUAUAUAUAUGUGUGUGUCCAUCACACUGCUGGCAUAAAAUGAAUAAUCUUAAAUGCCUAUUUGGAAAAUUACUGAGUAAAUUACAGUAUAUCCAAAUAUUAGAAUACUAUGUAAGCCAUUAAAAAUCAUAAUUAUCAGAUUCUGGUCCCAGAUGGAGUGAGCAUACUAUUCCUGGUCUCUCCCACUGAAUGCAACUAAAAAUCCUAGAAAGAAUAUACAGAUUAGCUAUUUGAAGACUCUGGAAAGUAAAUAGUGGCAGACAGCUUGAGGAGGAAGACCAGAAUCUGAACUACCUCAACCAAUGGUAAGUUUACCAGUAUUUUUUCCUUCAUUUUGCCACCACUUGGGCCUGGAGGCAGUAACAGUCAAGGAAGUCGGUGGCAGCAUGUAGUUACUGAUGCCACUGCUUCAUAGAGGAGAAAAGUACCAACAGAGAUUACAGAUAGGAAGGACCUCAAGAAAGUGACC
Molecule: messenger RNA, 5787 nt
Organism: Acinonyx jubatus (cheetah)
Lineage: Eukaryota; Metazoa; Chordata; Mammalia; Carnivora; Felidae
Gene: WDPCP
Product: WD repeat containing planar cell polarity effector
Exons: 19
Coding region: 1288-3456 (722 amino acids)
Biological process (GO): nervous system development; cilium organization; establishment of protein localization
Cellular component (GO): axonemal basal plate
Molecular function (GO): protein binding
Source: RefSeq, a predicted model, not a curated record